AUGUUUUCAAUUUUCCUUGUUGUUUGUGUGAUUGUGGGUGCCUUAGCACAAGUACCAAGACCAUGUGUAUCACCGCCUCAGUGGGAGGGACGUCUCUUUGAUUAUACUAGUGAUAGUUCAGAACGAUUUAGCAGACGAGGUCGAUUAAGCUAUGAUGCUGUUUAUCAACGAGAACGUUUAAUUGAAGAAAUUGAUGUAGGCAAUCAAACGGCCGAAUACUACGAUGUCAUUGCAUUAUUUCAAGCAAGAAUAGAAUUUGUGAUCAGUUUAAGAUCACGCAAUUGUACACGUCGUACAAUUAACCGACCAUUUAGACAGUUUGGUAUCGCACCUGAUGCGCGUUCAUAUGGUGAAGCUUAUGUUGGCACAAGUAGUGGUCCAGGUGCAGGCUUAUUGGUAACAAUCUGGGGAGGAAAUUUUACAACACCUCAGAACGAGACAAUAUAUUAUAUAGGAACAUGGACGUAUGAACAAUGUAUUCCGAUACAACAGACCUAUUUUACUCCAGCACGUGGUGUUUUCCAUGAUUCUAUAUAUGAUGUCACUCCGGGUAUCAGUGAUCCAGAUGUGUUUAUACCACCAAGACAAUGUUUGACCGAUGAAGAAUAUAAAAUGCGUCAUCAAUUAUUUGGUAAAGCUCCAAUGCCAAAGAAAUAG
Molecule: messenger RNA, 657 nt
Organism: Didymodactylos carnosus
Lineage: Eukaryota; Metazoa; Rotifera; Eurotatoria; Philodinida; Philodinidae
Source: the annotation of a GenBank genome assembly